AUCAGACAAUAUCUUUUAAUCAGUUUUUAUCGAAUCAUGAAGUCGAGUACUUGGAUAAUAGUUUCUUGUGUUCUCAUGUUUUGUGUUCUCAAUCACGUGAAAGAGGUGAAAUCUCUGGAGAAGAAGGUGAAUAAGGUGUGCAUAAGGGCACAAGUAUUCGAGCAAAACUGUGGGUGGGAUGGGAACAAGACGUGCAUCGCAGGCUUUAACAAAAUCAAACGAUACCCUUUUUCUUGCGAGUGUACCAUUUACGUUGAAGCCAAUAGCAGACGUUUGUGCAGAUGUAAAUUUCCAACUACCCCUUGCUAAGUUUUUAUCUAAGUUUGUCGAUCAUAUAUAAACCCAAAGGUUCA
Molecule: messenger RNA, 353 nt
Organism: Capsella rubella
Lineage: Eukaryota; Viridiplantae; Streptophyta; Magnoliopsida; Brassicales; Brassicaceae
Product: defensin-like protein 229
Exons: 2
Coding region: 37-309 (90 amino acids)
Biological process (GO): signal transduction
Source: RefSeq, a predicted model, not a curated record